This is a messenger RNA of Staurois parvus, 381 nucleotides long. NCBI's taxonomy places the organism in Eukaryota, Metazoa, Chordata, Amphibia, Anura, Ranidae. The record is from the annotation of a GenBank genome assembly.
CCCAGCAGUGCCACCCGCAAGCUCCGCCCACCUGUGCCCAGCAGUGCGCCCACUAGCUCCGCCCACCUGUGCCCAGCAGAUCACCCACCUGUGCCCAGCAGUGCACCCACCUGUGCCCAGCAGUGCACCCACCUGUGCCACUCUGCAGUGCCACCCACCUGUGCCCAGCAGUGCCACCCACCUGUGCCCACCCACCUGUGGCCACCCACCUGUGCCCACCCACCAGUGCCACCCACCAGUGCUGCCAGUCAGUGCCACCAUCAGUGCCGCCAGUCAGUGCCCAGCAGUGAUGCCAGUCAGUGCCGUCUAUCAGUACCCAUCAUCAGUGUCACCUAUCAGUGCCGCCUAUCAGUGCUGCAUAUUAGUGCCGCCUAUCCGUGA